Molecule: messenger RNA, 1082 nt
Organism: Labrus bergylta (ballan wrasse)
Lineage: Eukaryota; Metazoa; Chordata; Actinopteri; Labriformes; Labridae
Source: RefSeq, a predicted model, not a curated record
UGCUGCCCCUGCUUCAGUGCCGAAGACCACAUCAGACUUUACAGUAUGAGAUUCUGCCCCUUCGCUCACCGGGCUAGACUUGUUCUGAAUGCCAAAGGGAUCAAGCACGAAACGAUCAAUAUCAACCUGAAAGACAAACCUGACUGGUUCCUUGAGAGGAACCCCCUCGGUCUUGUCCCCACACUGGAGACCCCUGCUGGUGAGGUGAUCUACGAGUCCCCCAUCACCUGUGACUACCUGGAUGAAGUUUACCCUGAGAAGAAGCUGCUUCCUUCCUCUCCUUAUGGUAAAGCUCAACAGAAGAUGAUGCUGGAGCAUUUCUCUAAGGUAACUCCAUACUUCUACAAGAUCCCAACUGGGAGAAAGAAUGGAGAUGAUGUCUCAGGGCUGGAGGCUGAACUGAAAGAGAAGUUUGCCAAAUUAAAUGAGGACCUUGUCAACAAGAAAACCAAGUUCUUCGGCGGUGAUUCCAUCACAAUGAUCGACUACAUGAUGUGGCCAUUCUUUGAGAGGCUUGAGAUCUUCGAACUGAAACACUGCCUUGACGGCACACCUGAGCUAAAGAAGUGGACCGAGUGCAUGAUGGAGGAUCCCGCUGUCAAAGCCACCACACACAGCAUGGACACCUACAAGGCUUUCUACCAGAGCUACGUGGACGGGAAACCCAACUACGACCUGGGCCUGUAGGAAAAAAAAAAAACCCUGAAGAAUCAUUUUUUAUUUUAUCUGCGUGUUUGUUCCUCGUUAAUCAGAGAGGUACUCGAAAGCAAAUUGAAUAUUGCCAAUAAUUAUAUUUAUUUCUGACCAUAUCUCAUGGUGAAGGAUAUAUGAAAAUCACUUACUAACCCAUUCUUAAACCACUUUUCUAUUAGCUCUUUAUUGCUGCAAGUUCCUCAUGCAAUAAAACCAGUUGAACCUCUGUAACUGAAAGCUGUUGCCUACACUUUUUUCUACAGGUCUGCACUCUGCUUUUUUUUAACAAAAUCACUCAUUAAGAACCAUUAUCACUCUCAGAAAAUGUAAUCAGGAAUAGAAUAAGAACAACUGCGCUUUUUGAGGUGUGUGUGUGUUUCAAAAUAAAA